Messenger RNA from Chelonoidis abingdonii (Abingdon island giant tortoise), 686 nucleotides. The record is from RefSeq and is a predicted model, not a curated record. NCBI's taxonomy places the organism in Eukaryota, Metazoa, Chordata, Testudines, Testudinidae.
AUGUCAGAUUCCAACACAACCAGCUUCACCAACCCCUUCACCUUCAUCCUGCUGGACAUUCCUGGCCUGGGAGCAGCCCAUGUGUGGACCUCCACCCCCUUCUUCACCAUGUACGUCAUAGCCAUCUUGGGGAACUUCACCAUCCUGUUCAUCGUGAAGAUGGAGCAGAGCCUCCAUGGGCCCAUGUACUAUUUCCUCUGCCUGCUGGCCAUCACCGACCUGGUUGUGUAUAUGUCUACCCUGCCCAAAAUGCUGAGCAUCUUCUGGUUCAAUGCCAGAGAGAUCGAUUUCAGUGCCUGCCUCAUCCAGAUGUACUUUAGUCUCAUCUUCUCAGUACUGGAGUCUGGGAUCGUUGUGGCCAUGGCUUUUGAUCGCUAUGUGGCCAUCUGCCAUCCCCUGAGACAUUUCACCAUCCUGACAAAUUGUGUUGUGGCCAAGACCGACCUGGCCUUGGUUCUGUGCAGCGGCAUGCUCACACUGCUCUAUCCCUUCCUAGUGAGGCAGUGGCCAUAUUGCAGAACCAACAUCAUCCCCCAGCCAUACUGUGCACACAUAGCUGUGGUGAACUUGGCCUGAGCCGAUACCCGUGUCAGUAGUUACUACGGCCUCUUUGUGCUAGUGUGUGUGAUGGGUCUGGAUUGGAUUUUUAUUGCUCUGUCCUAUAUCCAGAUCCUCAGGGUCAUUUU